Sorex fumeus (smoky shrew) is the source of this 1939-nucleotide messenger RNA. It is a transcript of the gene TCTA, whose product is annotated as T cell leukemia translocation altered. Lineage: Eukaryota; Metazoa; Chordata; Mammalia; Eulipotyphla; Soricidae. The record is from RefSeq and is a predicted model, not a curated record. The transcript has 3 exons. The coding region runs from base 190 to 510 and encodes 106 amino acids.
GCAGGGUGGGGCUAGAGCGCGUGCGCGGUUUUGAUACUCCGCCCCAAACUGCCAACUCUUCGCGCAAGCGAGGUAGGCUGGGCCAGGCCGGGUAUACGCGUGCGCACUAACGAGCUUAGCCCCGGAAGCUCAGACGUCUGCGCAGUGGAGACUACGGUGACAGUCCCCCGGGUGGGGCGCGGGACAGUUAUGGCGGAGCCUUGGUCUGGCCAGUACUUGCAAGCACUGCCGGCCACAGUGCUGGGCGCGCUGGGCUCUCUGGGCAGCGAGUUCCUGCGGGAGUGGGAGGCGCAGGACAUGCGUGUGACCCUCUUCAAGCUGCUGCUGCUGUGGUUGGUGUUAAGUCUCCUGGGCAUCCAGCUGGCGUGGGGGUUCUACGGGAGCACGGUGACAGGGCUGUAUCACCGCCCAGGUCUGGGCGGCCAGAACGGAUCCACACCUGAUGGCUCCACGCAUUUCCCUUCAUGGGAAACAGCAGCAAAUGAGCCUCUCAAAACUCACAGAGAAUAAAGAGAAGCAGCAGAAGGGCCUCCAGGAAUAUCGCUGGGCCUGUUGCCUCCCACAUUGGAUUCUGCUGCUGCCCAGACCCCAGGGACAAUGGCAUGGGUGGGGGAGUUAGGCCAGGGAGCAGAGUACCCCAGAGUUGGGCCUCUACUGCUCUUGGCUUUGCUUCCAGCAGUCCCAGACACUGGGCUAGUUGUCUGCCUCUACCCUCAUGAGGGUGCCUUAAGGAGAAAAGGCAUGUUCCUCCUCUCUCUGGGAUCAGCUCAGAAGACCCCGCAUCGGGGAUACCAACAUUCCAUUUUGCUAUCUUGCCUUUUUCCUGUUCCUUACUCCCAUCUCCCUGGGACAUGACCCCAUACAAAUUUAUCCUUCAGAGAGGAAGCUUUGAUGUUAAUCAGCAUUGAGAUUUGGCGGGGAGGUCUUCAUUUCUCCCAGGCCCUAGGUUUUCUGAAUUUCUUUGGUUUUGCUUUAUAGGCAGAGAUUCGGGGUGUCCUGGUCUGGACAUAGCCUUAUACUCCAUGAUCACGAGGCUGGUUAUUCGAGAAUAAGGCAGCAGGCACUAGCCAAACCUGGCAACAGCAAAUACUUAACUCUCUGGCUUGCUAGGUGUAAAUCAGGCUAUGGAAAUUGUCUUUUCCCCAAGUAUCACACAUUCAUUCUUAAUCAUUGAAGGAAAAGUAGGUUCCUGAAAGAAGCCAAGUCCCCCCCACUGCUUAAGUGCCCGUGGGGUUAUGUUUUGAGGGGUCACCCCAGCGGUGCUCAGGAAGCCAUGUAGUACUGGAAAUUGAGGCCAGAGCCCUGUGCACGCCUGGCAGGUGUUCCAGCCCCUUGAGCUAUCUCACCAGGUGGACCCAUGGGGGUUCUGAAUCUGUUCCCUGGCCCUCACAGGGUGAUACUAAGUUAGAAUGCAGAGAAACCUCACAUGACCUGUCCAAUCACUUCCUAUCUUGACCCAGAUUUGAUAGACUCAUCCUAAGAACGAAGUUGAACUCUUCCCCCAGUGGCACCAUCUCAGCCCCAGGAAUUGUUCAUUAAGAGAAAGGACAAGACAGACUACUACUUCAACAAUGGGCUCAGGGAGCUUCCAAAGGUGUGGGUGUCAAACCUCAGUUCCUGAGAGCAGUAUGGACCCGGACCUGCCUCAUUCCCAGUGCUGGGACUUCUGCCUGCUUCAGUUGAGCCACCUACCACCUUAGUGUUCUGCUUCCUGGCAGCUGUCACAUUUCCACCUGCCAGCCUUUGCAACAAAGGUGUACUGGAAGCAGGACAGAUAAUGAGAUGUGUAUAUGCACCUCCUCUAAAGCUGUCUUCCAGUUGGCAGGAUGAUGGUUUCAUAGCCUGGGGUCUACCCACUGACACCCUCACAUAGAAUUAGGGGUACCACAUCUCACCCCAUGAUCAACUGAACAUGUGGCUUAUUAAACAUGAAAGCGCA